GGAGCUCCUUCAGAAGUGGAUCACGGCCGUGGCUGAGGUUCUACUUGGAGUCCGUGAUCAGCUGCAGAAGCUGCAGGACCAGAACAACAAAUACAGCAGCACAGACGCCUCCAACCUCUCUGCUUCUAUUACAGAAAUCGAUAAAUUUGUGCUGUUGUUGAUCACAAAGCUUCUCACAAAUGCUCUGGUGGUGGAGAAACAACCUGUGAUGCAGAAUUUACCACAGCGGCCUCUCAUACUGAAGACUGGGGUGCGCUUCAGAGUUACUGUACGGUAA
This is a messenger RNA of Austrofundulus limnaeus, 277 nucleotides long. It is a transcript of the gene stat1b, whose product is annotated as signal transducer and activator of transcription 1b. The record is from RefSeq and is a predicted model, not a curated record. Lineage: Eukaryota; Metazoa; Chordata; Actinopteri; Cyprinodontiformes; Rivulidae. Gene Ontology annotation, molecular function: DNA-binding transcription factor activity. Gene Ontology annotation, biological process: regulation of DNA-templated transcription; signal transduction.